AAAAGCUUUACUACAUACUGCAUGGAAGAAUUUUCCGGCACUUCGUCUUUCUUUUUGCAUUUGUUUAACAUUUAAAAACGAAUUUAAUUAAUUAGUUAAUCAAAUAAUAAAUCCAGAAUGCGACGAGUUCUUCUAAUAAGUCUUGGCCCUUCAUCUUCUUCCUCGUCUCUGCAGUUCUUACGAACUAGGAACGCAUUGUGCUGUUCUUCGAUAAGACAUGUGUCCUCAUCCUUACCUUCUAAUCAAAAUCACGAACAAGUCAUAAACCAAACAUCCAAUGUUAAUGAUGACGACGAGUUCCAACCAUUGGAUAUCCUCAAGUCCAAACUUUUUCAACGGGGUGCUCGUCGAAAGAGGAGGGAACAGAAGGUUGUCCCACCUCCGAGGUAUUUGAAGAUGCCUGUCGAUCAAGAUUGGGGUAAUGUUUGGCCCACGGCGAGAUCUUUCCACCCGGCGUCCGUUCCCCUCCCACUCCACCAAGGCUACGUCCCUCCACACAAAGCUCCACCCAACAAAUGGGGAAAUCUAGAGCUGAUGAAGAUUCCAAACUUUCUCCAUUUAACUCCCCCUGUCAUUAAGCGACAAUGUGAAGCCUUAAAAAAAUUUUGCACCCCUUGGCCCGAGGAACUGAAAGAUGAUGCCGUUUUGGACGAGUUGUUUCCGGUCGAAAUUACGACGAACGACUAUUGUCAUUCUAUACCAUCAAUUAGAGAUUUCCGGUCAAGAAUCGUGACUCUUCAGAUUCGUGUCGCCACAUUAAAUUUUGACUAUCAUGCAAAAGACAAGUUUCUCAGACUGGUGGGGAAUCGAUACAAUCCAACAACAGACGUGGUCACUCUCACGAUAGAAAACUGUCCAUUGAGGAAGCAAAACUAUGAUUAUGCAAUGUAUCUCAUUACUGCCUUGUACCACGAAUCUUGGAAUAAGGAGAAAUGGGAAGAUGACAAAUUGGAGGAAGAUAUGGAAAGGUAUAUUUGGGACAACAGCCCCUCUCAGAAAUCCAUCGACCAGAUUUUAGGACUCAACCACAAAGAAGGACAACCUUUCGCUGUGGCUCCGACAAUUGAGCAGUACAAAGAGGCUGUGACCAGUUUACAUAAUGACGGCGAAGACCUUGCGGCGGUAGAAAAGUAUGGAAAGAGUGUGCGAGAAAUGUUGAAUUUGCCCAGUCCAUUAACAUAGCGAUUCUAAAUAAUAUCUAUUUACCUAGUCGAGUUUGUACUGUAAUUGUUGACAAAUGUUUUCAGAGUAAUUGCAUUGUUCGACUUUUAAUUACUUUCCCUUCGUAUAAUAAUUGCAUUUUCAGAUUGUUUGUAGCAGCAAGGUUGUACAACGGGAUUAAAGUGUUCAUUGUAAA
Messenger RNA from Folsomia candida, 1357 nucleotides. RefSeq names its product 28S ribosomal protein S35, mitochondrial (gene mRpS35). Gene Ontology annotation, molecular function: structural constituent of ribosome. Bases 118 to 1182 code for a protein of 354 amino acids. Lineage: Eukaryota; Metazoa; Arthropoda; Collembola; Entomobryomorpha; Isotomidae. The record is from RefSeq and is a predicted model, not a curated record. Gene Ontology annotation, cellular component: mitochondrial small ribosomal subunit. Gene Ontology annotation, biological process: mitochondrial translation. The transcript has 5 exons.